AUGCCGGACUCUGCUACGUUCAAGGCGCACCACAGGCGACGUAAUACUGAACCAAUCAUGAGUGAAAUUAAUGUUAGUCGCCCUAGGCAUGCGUUCAGCCAGAAACAGCAGGCGGCACUUGAAGCAUUGAGUGUUGACACUGACAUAGACUCACCAAUCAUAUAUUACUUGCUGCAGUCACUCUGGGACCGAAACCCGGCGCGGUCUGAAAUAUCAGUAACUCCAGAGAAGAUGCAAGAGAACGCAAACACCUUAUUCGGCAUGCUCAUUCUGGAUGACGAAAGUUUGAACUAUGGGCGCCAUGCCUCGGAAGUGGUGUGGGUAGGGGAACACCGAAAAAUUGUCGAUUUAAAAGAUCGUUUGACCACAUGGCUGAAAGCGACCGAAGGGUCAAAGGACAUUUCGGGGGUAUCGUCGACCCACCACCAACCAAGGACACUAGCAAGUUUACGCCAAGCAGGUUCGUCGCGUGGUGCAGGGUCAUCAAGGCAAACACCAUCCUCAGAGCCAACACGCACUUCUCACCGGAUGGAAACAUCACUUUCGAGCGUUUUCCCGGAGCAGUCAUUAAGAGCCUUUGGUCUGGUUUGGGACAAGCAUGGGACGAUCGAUGAACUGUAUCCUGAUGACAAUACAAUCAAUGACAGUAAGUCUGGUGCGGUACGUGCUGCUCGGGCUUGGAAACGGCUCAGUGGGUUGCCCCAACACCUGGGGCAUUCCGAUCUAAGAGAAGAGGACGACACCCUGCGUGCAGCAAGACUAGGUCCACCCACCCCCGAAUCAACAGGGAGCCGGUCAGAUAGAUUACUCAAGCAAACCAAGAGAUUUAUUGGAGCAAUGUUCCGUGGGUAA
Molecule: messenger RNA, 852 nt
Organism: Tremella mesenterica DSM 1558
Lineage: Eukaryota; Fungi; Basidiomycota; Tremellomycetes; Tremellales; Tremellaceae
Exons: 2
Coding region: 1-852 (283 amino acids)
Source: RefSeq, a predicted model, not a curated record